AUGGCGCCCUCGCCCCGGACCGGCGGCCGGCAGGAGGCGGCCCUGCCCGGCGUGUCCUCAACUUUGUGGGCGCUCGUGAUCCUGGCCGGCCUGCUCGUGGCCUACUGCAGUCAGCUGGCCGCCGGCACCUGUGAGAUUGUGACCCUGGACCGUGACAGCAGCCAGCCUCGGAGGACGAUCGCCCGGCAGACGGCUCGCUGCGCCUGCAGGAAGGGGCAGAUCGCGGGCACCACGAGGGCGCGGCCCGCCUGCGUGGACGCUCGGAUCAUCAGGACGAAGCAGUGGUGCGACAUGCGGCCCUGCCUGGAGGGGGAGGGCUGUGACCUGCUCAUCAACCGGUCCGGCUGGACCUGCACGCAGCCCGGCGGGCGCAUCAAGACCACCACGGUCUCCUGACAAACGCAGGCCCCGCAGGGCGGAGGGGCCUGGCUCCCUGGAGCGGCCGCCGGGCCAGGGCCCUCCUGCCGCCGACGCCCUCCGAGUCUCCGCAGCCCGACCCGGACGGACGGACGGCCACAUCCCGGGCCUUCUGAGCUGAGUCUGUCCGGCUGCACGAGGAGUCCCGCCUGGGACGCAGUGGGGGUGCCCCGCGUCCCCCCGAGCCUGGCCUCACCUGCCUUC
Molecule: messenger RNA, 621 nt
Organism: Eptesicus fuscus (big brown bat)
Lineage: Eukaryota; Metazoa; Chordata; Mammalia; Chiroptera; Vespertilionidae
Gene: TAFA5
Product: TAFA chemokine like family member 5
Exons: 4
Coding region: 1-396 (131 amino acids)
Biological process (GO): G protein-coupled receptor signaling pathway
Molecular function (GO): receptor ligand activity; G protein-coupled receptor binding
Source: RefSeq, a predicted model, not a curated record